This is a messenger RNA of Fusarium mangiferae, 576 nucleotides long. RefSeq lists its product as uncharacterized. Lineage: Eukaryota; Fungi; Ascomycota; Sordariomycetes; Hypocreales; Nectriaceae. The coding region runs from base 1 to 576 and encodes 191 amino acids. The transcript has 3 exons. The record is from RefSeq and is a predicted model, not a curated record.
AUGACUCGUCUAUCUAACAUAUUAAUGCUCUUUGGCGUCGUGGGCAGCUUCGCGGCUGCUCAGUACGAUCAGGAGAAGCAGAACAAGGAUGCUACAUGCAACAAUAAUUGUUUCUUCAAGUAUUUCACCAACAAAUGCAACGCCGAUAACCCAGCGUGUGUAUGCACACUCAAAGACAUGCGCGAGAAGUUCUUCUGCUGCAUCGCCGAAAACUGCGCAGACAACGUCCUACCAGAACAAAUUGAGAGAUCUUCGAAUGAUUGCGAUGCUCACGGUAUUCCUUUCACUUUCGACGCUGAGGCUGUUUGCGGAAUUAAGCUACCCGUUUCGUCCGAGACUGUUUCGGUUUCGACUACCACCUCGGAAGCUACUACUGUUACCAAAGCGAAGGCUUCCGAGACUGUGACUACAUCUGAGGAAGAGUCAACAACGGCGAUUACUACAACUACGGGUACUGAGAGCUCGGCGGCGAGUCAGACUACUUCAGCGGCUGCAGCUACUGUCACGGAGAAUAGCGGUUCUAAGGCGAAGGGUAUGGUUGCGGCGGCGGCUAUUGCACUUGGUGUGUUUAUUUAA